UAGCACAAUGAUAACACUUAUCUAUUGAAAAUAUUAUAAACUAUAAAGUUUAUGGAAAGUUUUAAAACAAAGUUAAUAGGUUAAUGAGUACAGAGUUGUAGUACUGAUACAGAUAUUAAUCUUAUACAAGUAGGUGCUACUUAUUUGUUAUCAUUUUCAGGCAUUUUUAAAACAUCAUUGUUUUUUACAAUUAAUGUCAUUAUUCCAAUGUUCAUUAAAAUUUUAUCUACUUUACCAAGAGCAAUAAUUAAGAACUCUUCAUUUCUAUUACAAAGGCCUUUAACCACAAUGCAUAGCAACAUCAUUUCUAAAGAGUUCGGAAAAUUUAAAGUACAAGUGCUUCCAGCAUUAUCCGACAAUUUUAUGUACUUGUUGAUUGAUAAUAGCACAAAAGAAGCAGCCAUUGUUGAUCCUGUAGCACCUGAUGUGGUUUGGGACGCAGUCCGUAAAGAAAAUGUUAAAUUAACAACUGUACUCACAACACACCACCAUUGGGAUCACGCUGGUGGCAACAAAGAACUUAUUAACGGCAAUACCAAUGAUCAAUUGACUGUUAUUGGAGGCGACGACCGAAUUGAUGGUCUUACAGUUAUGAUUGAUACACACGGAAUAGAUCUUCAAUUGGGAUCAUUAAAUAUUAAAUGUUUGCGCACACCUUGUCACACCACUGGGCAUGUUUGCUAUUAUGUUAAUGAAGGACAAGAUGGUGUUGUUUUUACAGGAGAUACUCUAUUCUUAGGAGGUUGUGGUAGAUUUUUCGAAGGUACUGCAACACAAAUGUAUGAGGCGUUAAUCAAAAUAUUAUCACAGUUACCUGACAGCACUGCUGUGUUUUGUGGACAUGAAUAUGCCAUUCAAAAUUUGAAGUUUGGUCUUCAUGUUGAACCAUCCAAUCAACAUAUAUUGAAUAAAUUGAAGGAUAUUGAAACCAAAAGAAAAUUAAAAGAGCCAAGUGUUCCAUCAACUAUUGGAUUAGAAAAGCUUAUUAAUCCAUUCAUGAGGGUAGAGAAUGAAUCAGUUCAAAAAGUUACUCAAACAAUCGGUGAUCCAAUUGAAACAAUGAAAAUGUUGAGGGACUUAAAAAAUAACUUAUGAAAAAUAAUACUCAUUUUAUUGCAAUAAUACAUUUUUAUACACUUGAAUAGAAAUUGUUCGUUAAUAAUACAUAGGAUACAUACAUUGAAAUUUGAACACACAAUUUAAAUCAUAGAUAAUUAAAUCAAAUUUUAUUGUGAAGAUGAGAAAUUAGAUGUUUGUACUGCGUUUAUAGAUUUAUUAAGUGUGUACUCUUCCAUGUCUGCAGCAUAUUUUUCCUUAGAUUUCUCGUACAUAUCAUAAUAAAUCUAAAAAAUAAAUAAUUUUCAAAUUUAGAUCAUAAUAUUUAUACCAUGUAUGUAAUUAUUAUUACUCUGGUAUUAUUAUUCAAAUACUCUUUGUUCAUUAUAAAAUUCUAAUCAAUAAAAAUAAAUAUUUAACACAUACAAUAUGGUGGACAAUUUUUUAGUUUAAUUUAAUUUAAGGAAAAAUAUGAAAACAUGAUAUUCACCAUAAAGUUAUACACAGUAAUAAAUAUGAUUUGGAAGUUGA
Messenger RNA from Myzus persicae (green peach aphid), 1587 nucleotides. It is a transcript of the gene tzn, whose product is annotated as hydroxyacylglutathione hydrolase, mitochondrial. Bases 208 to 1095 code for a protein of 295 amino acids. Lineage: Eukaryota; Metazoa; Arthropoda; Insecta; Hemiptera; Aphididae. Gene Ontology annotation, molecular function: hydroxyacylglutathione hydrolase activity. The record is from RefSeq and is a predicted model, not a curated record. The transcript is spliced from 7 exons.